This is a messenger RNA of Exophiala aquamarina CBS 119918, 1158 nucleotides long. RefSeq lists its product as uncharacterized. The transcript is spliced from 3 exons. Bases 1 to 1158 code for a protein of 385 amino acids. The record is from RefSeq and is a predicted model, not a curated record. NCBI's taxonomy places the organism in Eukaryota, Fungi, Ascomycota, Eurotiomycetes, Chaetothyriales, Herpotrichiellaceae.
AUGCUGUUCGUACUCUUUGUCCUCACCCAGCUCCUCGCAUUCGCGCACGCCGCCACUGCAAAUGCGUGUGACUGGGUCGGCGCCACCCCUGUCCUCUAUCAUCAGUAUGAUGGCAAAUCUUGCCCUCCACCACGCCAUCUCCAGGAAAAUAAUGUUGAUUGCGAAUGGAGAGUCGUCCCUGACGACCAUUACAGCUGCGACAGCUUCUGCCAGAUGAGAACCAACUUCUUCUACACCAUGGAGACCCCAAUAUUCAGCAAUCCCUAUUGUUACGGGCCUGUCAUCUGUAGCGUUGGGGCCAACGACCACAUUUUUUACAAUGGGAAACUCCAUCUCGGCGCCAGCGUUGAGUCUGGGACUCUGGAUGAUGGCGUCUCUGGGGGAUGGCUCGGCUUGCGCCAAGGCAAUACUGUAUCACAACCUCUCUUCGUGUCACUGGGACCGAACGAAUGCGGCUAUUUCGCCUUCCUCCCGAUCGUUCGAGAAGUAUGUGGAACCCGCACUUGGGGCAAGACACAUAACCACUUCCGCCAGGACUGUGGAGAUGAGUUUCACACCACGGCCAAUGCGUGCAAUUCAGAGAUACUCGGUGCAAACACUGGUCGCAGUGCAAGUGCUUGGGGCAGCGGACAAGAUCUCAAAGGCGACACAAUUUUCGUCCGGACUGACUGCGCGAAUCACGAACCUCUGCCCAUGGACCAGCAGAAUCCCGCGUAUCGUCAUCCUGGCGUCGCAAUGCCUCAUGACAUCAGAGAAGCAUACACUGCGUUCUGGAGUCAACAGAAACAUGUGUCCUGUCUCGCAAUCGAUUCUGCAAAGACUAGCUGUGUGACGGGGAAUAGCGCUCCUCGUGUUGCCGACUGCGUUGACGCCCUCCAGAACAUGAUGGGCAAGCCCGGAAAUUCAAUUACUUCUUCCAGCGCUGCAGACUUGGGCGAAGGCUAUACGACUUUGAGUAAAUCCGGUAGCUGUGCAGUCCGCUUGUACUAUGACGACCAGUUCACUCGCUCAUCGAAUUGCAACAUCAAUAACAUCGAGAUAGCCGCCGCGGCGGCCAAAGUGUUGGAUAAGUGCGCUGCGGGUGCUGGAGUGAGAGGCAAGCAACCCAUCCGACCCGAUGGAACUUGCGGUUGCCAUGUGGUAUUAGAGAUGGGUUAG